AUGAGUGAAUGGUGGGCAACAAUUGGACAGCCUUUUGCCGAGGCACUGCUGAGUCUGGAUAUUGCCAAGAUCAAGGCGGCUUUUGUCAAGACUCCAAGCUCUUAUUACAAGUACAUUCGAUCCAUUUACGAGCGCAGCCCAGAACACGUGAUUAUUGAGACGUUUCUUAUCGUCUUUGUCAUUUACAUCACUUUCUUUAAACGUGACAAGCCCAAAAGCACGGCUCCCAAGCUCUCGGAGCGCGAGAUUGACGACUUGUGUGAGGAAUGGACUCCUGAUCCUAUUAUUCCGCCCAAUGACGUUAUGGAAACAUACAAGUCCAAGCCCAUUGGUGUCGUGGAGGCCACACCCGAUACGCACAUAAAGCUACAGGGCUUUGCCAAGCCUUUGCUGAAUUUGGCUACCUUUGACUUUCUCGGUCUGGGCUCACGCCCAGAGCUCAAGGAAGUCGCUAUUAAGACACUCACCAAGUACGGUUGUGGCUCCUGUGGACCUCGUGGCUUCUACGGAACAAUCGACGCACACGAGAUCCUGGAGAAGGAUAUAGCACAGAUGAUGGGAACGACCGACUCGAUUACUUUUUCAGACACGGAAGCCACGACAUCAUCGGUACUGCCGGCCUUUGCUAAGCGUGGUGACCUCAUUGUCAUGGAUGAAGGGUGCAAUGACUCGAUCCUGGUGGGCGCCAAUUUGGCACGUUGCACAGUGCACUACUACAAGCACAACAAUCUGGAAGACCUGGAGCGCGUGCUCAAGAAUGUGCGUGACGAGGACAAGAGGAAGAAUCGCGGCUCAGACUGCCAGCGUCGUUACGUUGUGACGGAAGCGCUAUUCCGCAACCACGGUGACAUGGUUGACUUGCCCAAGGUGGUUGAAAUGUGCAAUAAGUACUUUUUUCGCCUUUUCUUGGACGAGAGCUUUUCUUUUGGUGUGUUGGGCAAAUCAGGCCGUGGACUUACGGAGCAUUAUGGCAUGGACGUGUCGGAGGUGGCCAUCAUCUGCAGCUCCCUCGCUGGUUCUACCGCGAGUGUAGGUGGUUUCAGCACGGGCUCACAAGAAGUUGUCGACUACCAGCGGAUUAACAGCGCUGGCUAUGUGUUUUCUGCCUCGGCUCCACCGUUUACAUCUGCUUGUUGCUCCGAGGCUAUCCGACUUAUGAAGAACGAGCCAGAGCUUUUCACCAAGCUACGUGACAAUGCCAAACUCGCGCACAAUGCUCUGUCAACGGGCGUGCAGGGUGUCUACAGCGUCUCUAAGGCUACUGUCUCUCCGAUUCUACAUUUGCGUCUGCUGCCUGAGGUUGUGGCCCGUGUUGGCAGCGAGGAGAACCAGCGCUCUCUGCAGCGCAAGGUGUGCGACUCAGUCAUGCAAAAGUGCCUUGCCAAGGGCGUGGCAAUCUGCUCGCCUCGUUACAAAACCCGUCAGACGCACGAGCCCCUGCCGAGUCUACGCGUGUCAGUGACUGCCAUUCACUCGCAUACGGAUCUGAAUGCCGCGUGCAAGGUCAUCAUCAAGGAGGCAAUGGCCACGGCCAAGGAAGUACUUGCUACCUUCCCUGUGGACGCCACUCCGACUAGUAAACUGCGACAGCGCAAGCAAUAA
This is a messenger RNA of Peronospora farinosa, 1602 nucleotides long. NCBI's taxonomy places the organism in Eukaryota, Oomycota, Peronosporomycetes, Peronosporales, Peronosporaceae. The record is from the annotation of a GenBank genome assembly.